Penicillium macrosclerotiorum is the source of this 258-nucleotide messenger RNA. RefSeq lists its product as uncharacterized. Lineage: Eukaryota; Fungi; Ascomycota; Eurotiomycetes; Eurotiales; Aspergillaceae. The coding region runs from base 1 to 258 and encodes 85 amino acids. The record is from RefSeq and is a predicted model, not a curated record. The transcript has a single exon.
AUGGUUUGGACGACUCUUGAAUUCUCUGCGGAGGCAAAGCCCGUCGCGCAGCGGGCCAUUGUGGUUGGACAACCACACAUCGGCUAUCGAACGAGGCCAGAACGCGGCCAGAAGGCCAUCGGGCACCUCCGAUGGCCCACGAAGGUUCUGUUGCGAAAUGCGCUGGUCGGGGGACGAUCCUCGGGCUUCGCCUUAUCGCUGGGCCGUCCGUUCCGACACGCUUUUAUCACCUGCAUUUUACUAGAUCAAAACGCCUGA